CGCACCCACGGGGCCUCGGGGGGGUUGUCUUGGAGAGAUGUAGUGUGCGUUUGUUGUGCUGCACGGUUGUCGUUCGGUGUCUCCUACAUAUUUUCCGUCCGGGCAUUCGGUGCACGGGAUGAGAUGUAUGAUGUUUCUGGAGGUGCAGGUGUAAGGUCCAGGAAUAGUGAUGGUUAACAAAAGGAAGAUCCAAUUUGGGCACCGCUGGCUCAGCCUUCUGAGGGGGCCGUCACUCUCUGGCCAUGUCUGGCGUCUCCGCCGGGAAGAGAUGGACCUGAAGGUGCUGCAGUUCAAGAACAAGAAGCUGGCGGAGCGGUUGGAGCAGCGGCAGGCCUGUGAAGAUGAUCUGCGCGAGCGCAUUGAGAAGCUGGAGAAACGUCAGGCUACUGAUGACGCCACCCUGCUGAUCGUGCAUCGCUACUGGGGCCAGCUGGACGAAAACGUGCAGGGGCUGCUGCGGCGCUGCGAUGGGGACGGGAUCCCUCCUGGCCCGGCUGAGCCUGUGGCCCCCACCCCCGAGGAACCCAGGCCUGAGCUCCCGGGGACCGAACUGGAGCCUGCCCCAGCCCCCGAGCCUGAGGGGCCUGACCGGAGAGGUCCUGCCGUGUGGGCUGGGGGCCCCCUGACAGGGCCGGCACUGGCCUUCGUGGCAGCGCUGGGGGCCAGUGGGCGGGAAGAGGUUGAGCUGCAGCUGCAGGGCCGUGUGGCCUUCUCCAAGGCUGCCGUGUCCCGCCUUGUGGCCAGCGCUGAUACUGCCCACCGCCGCCUGCAGGAGCUGUGCCAGCGCAUCCAGGCCUGCGAGGAGUUGGAGCCGCCAGAUGAGGGGCCAAAAAGCUCGAACCAGGACCUGAUGAAGGAGAACCGGCGCCUGCAGGACCUGACCAUGCAGCUGCAGGAGAAGCACCACCGCAUCUCGCUGGAGUACGCGGAGCUGCAGGACAAGGUGAUGUCCUCGGAGACCAAGGUGCUAGAGAUGGAGACCACGGUGGAGGACCUGCAGUGGGACAUUGAAAAGCUACGCAAGCGGGAGCAGAAGCUCAACAAGCACCUGGCUGAGGCCUUGGAGCAGCUGAACUCAGGUUACUACGCCUCAGGCAGCUCUGGUGGCUUUCAGGGUGGGCAGAUCACCCUCAGCAUGCAGAAGGUAUGGGGAUGGUGGAGCCACACAGCCCCCUGCACUCACGCGGCACAGGUGGCGCUGCGCUCGCUGCCCGAGGAGGCGGUGAAGGAGACGCUGGACUACAAGGUGCUGCAGUCGCAGUUCUCGCUGCUCUACAAUGAGAGCCUGCAGGUGAAGACGCAGCUGGACGAGGCGCGCGCCCUGCUGCUCACCACCAAGAACUCCCACCUGCGGCACAUCGAGCACAUGGAGAGUGACGAGCUGAACUUGCAGAAGAAGCUGCGUACAGAGGUGAUCCAGCUGGAGGACACGCUGGCCCAGGUGCGCAAGGAGUACGAGAUGCUGCGCAUCGAGUUCGAGCAAAACUUGGCUGCCAACGAGCAGGCGGGACCAAUCAACCGGGAGAUGCGGCACCUAAUCAGCAGCCUCCAGAACCACAACCACCAGCUCAAGGGCGAUGUCCAGCGCUACAAGCGCAAACUGCGCGAGGUCCAGGCCGAGAUCAACAAGAUCCGUAUGCAGUCCAGCAGUUUCCCAGCAGCCCCGGCAGCCCCCGCCCCCACCCCAGGGGCUGAGGAGGGUGGGGGGCCAGCCCCAGCGCUGGGGGGGCCGGCCAAGGUGGAGGAGGAGGGGCUGGCGGGGAGCCAGCCUCCCUCCCAAGAGCCCAAGAAAGAGCCCAAGGAGGCGGGGCCAAAGAAGACCCUCAAGGCCGGGGGGGGCCGGGAACGGGAGCGGGACAGGGCGCGCUCGCGGGACCGGGAGCGGGAGCGGGAGAAGGAGGCGGCAGCAGCAGCGGGGCGGGAGCGGGACCGGCCCAAGGGCCCCGACGACCCCAAGAAGAAGGACUCGGACGUGCUCAAGCAGCUGCGCGCCGAGCUCAAGAAGGCGCAGGAGAGCCAGAAGGAGAUGAAGCUGCUGCUGGACAUGUACAAGUCGGCGCCCAAGGAGCAGCGCGACAAGGUCCAGCUCAUGGCCGCUGAGCGCAAGACCAAGGCUGAGGUGGACGAGCUGCGGGGCCGGGCGCGGGAGCUGGAGGAGCGGGAGCGGCGAGAGAGCAAGAAGCUGGCGGACGAGGAUGCGCUGCGCCGCAUCCGAUUGGCCGAGGAGCCGAUUGAGCACCUGCAGCGUAAACUGGCCGCCACCAAGCAGGAGGAGGAGGCGCUGCUGUCGGAGAUGGACGUGACAGGCCAGGCCUUCGAGGACAUGCAGGAGCAGAACCUGCGGCUGCUGCAGCAGCUGCGUGAGAAGGAUGACGCCAACUUCAAGCUCAUGUCAGAGCGGAUCAAGGCCAACCAGAUCCACAAGCUGCUGCGCGAUGAGAAGGACGAGCUGGCCGACCAGGUGCUUGCCCUCAAGGCCCAGGUGGACGCACAGUUGCAGGUGGUGCAGAAGCUGGAGGAGAAGGAGCGGGUGCUGCAGGGGGCGCUGGGCACCGUAGAGAAGGAGCUGGCACUGCGCUCCCAGGGCCUCGAGCUUCACAAGAGGAAGGCGGUGGAGGCUGCCCAGCUGGCUGAGGACCUGAAGGUGCAGCUGGAGCACGUGCAGGCCAAGGUGCGCGAGAUCCAGCCCUGCGUGGCCGAGAACCGGGCCGCCAAGGAGAAGGAGUCCUUCAACCUCAAGCGCGCCCAGGAGGACAUCUCACGGCUGCGGCGCAAGCUGGAGAAGCAGCGCAAGGUGGAGGUUUACGCCGAUGCUGACGAGAUCUUGCAGGAGGAGAUCAAGGAGUACAAGGUGCCCGCAGCACUGCUGGACCCCCCACUGCUGUCCCCUGGGGUCUCCCAGUAG
Molecule: messenger RNA, 2905 nt
Organism: Alligator sinensis (Chinese alligator)
Lineage: Eukaryota; Metazoa; Chordata; Crocodylia; Alligatoridae
Gene: RNF40
Product: ring finger protein 40
Exons: 19
Coding region: 170-2905 (911 amino acids)
Cellular component (GO): nucleus; HULC complex
Molecular function (GO): ubiquitin protein ligase activity
Source: RefSeq, a predicted model, not a curated record